Molecule: messenger RNA, 856 nt
Organism: Eruca vesicaria subsp. sativa (arugula)
Lineage: Eukaryota; Viridiplantae; Streptophyta; Magnoliopsida; Brassicales; Brassicaceae
Source: the annotation of a GenBank genome assembly
CCCCUUCUUCCUUCUUCUUCCUCUUUGAGUUAAAUCUCAAACCUCUGCUUUUGCAGUAACUUCUCUUCCUUAAUUCAAAAACUUUCCUUCUUUUUCAAGAUUCAUAUUAGCAAUGGCGUCGCAUUACAAUAGCUUUUUCGGCAGUGAAGAGCCACACUUUCUUGAAUCUUGCUCUCUUUGCCGUAAAUACCUUGGUCUUAACUCCGAUAUCUUCAUGUACAGAGGAGACAAGGCGUUUUGUAGCAACGAGUGUCGAGAAGAACAGAUUGAGUCCGAUGAAGCCAAAGAGAGAAGCUGGAAACUUUCUGCUAGAUCUCUCCGUAAAAAAUCUUCCGAAGCAGCAAAAGAUUCCGCCGCCGGCAAAACCGUACGGACAGGAACUCUCGUGGUGGCGUAGUAGACGUGUUUUUAUUACAUAAGAAGAUCAAAACAAGUAGCUUUUCUAUAUAAUAUACCCUCUUUAAGAAAAAAGAAAAAAACAUGCAAAGUUUUGUUCUGUUUCUAUCUUGCUCCGAUGUCGGAAUCUGAGAAAGUGUUAGAUCUGGUUUUUAUGUAAAUGAAUGUGGAGUUUUGGAGAUUGAGAUGGGCUAUGUUUAUAGUUUUUUUUUUCUGUUCACUGGGGGUUUAAAUUUUGUUCGAUGUUCUAAGAAAUAGAUCAUACUACUAUCUUGUUCUAAAAUUCAAUUUCUUUAUCUUAUAAUUUAGUUUCAAACUUGUGUUGUUUAGAUCUAAGACUCUUAUGUUCCACCAGAAGUGAGAUGAAUUGGUCUAAUCCGCGGUCAAAUUACAAAUGUUUCAAUACUUAGAGCAUCCUUGAAAAUGAUUUUUCAUAUUUUUAUUUAUAUUUUGAAUUUUC